Adineta steineri is the source of this 593-nucleotide messenger RNA. Lineage: Eukaryota; Metazoa; Rotifera; Eurotatoria; Adinetida; Adinetidae. The record is from the annotation of a GenBank genome assembly.
AUGAAUGAAAAUGCACCAUUGUUAGGUGGUCCUGCGCCUUUAUAUCCUCCACUAGGAUCUUCAAAUGAUACAAAUUCACCUAUACCACCAUCAUCGUCACCAAAAGAUAAUACACUUCCUCCUCCUAAUCAAUAUCCACAAAUCGAAUUUAAUACUAGUUGGUCUCAAUGGAAAGAUCGUGGUUUUGCUAUUGCAUUUUGGAUUCAUUUUCUUGUUGUAGCUAUAUUUGGUUUUACCUUAGGAAUACCAGCUAUUCAUGCAGAUGCACAAAAACCUUUUGAUGAUCCAACACGAACAACAUUUGAUUAUAAUGCAGAUUUAUUUAUACGUGUUUUUGUUGGUGGUGCUGCUUUAAGUGGAACAAUUGCAUUUAUAUCAUUCUUUGUUUUACAACGAUGUGCUGGUCGAAUUAUAAAAUGUUCACUUUAUAUGGGUGUUGCAAUACAAAUCUUACUUUGUAUAGUUUUAUUUACAGUUGCUUGGCCUAUGGGUAUUAUAACACUUAUUAUUGUUUGUAUUUCAAUUUGGUAUAUUUAUGCUGUUCGAAAUCGUAUUGCAUUUGCUGAAGCUCAUAUACAAGUUGGUUGUGCUGC